Messenger RNA from Numida meleagris (helmeted guineafowl), 2106 nucleotides. RefSeq lists its product as uncharacterized. The transcript has 2 exons. Bases 961 to 1758 code for a protein of 265 amino acids. The record is from RefSeq and is a predicted model, not a curated record. NCBI's taxonomy places the organism in Eukaryota, Metazoa, Chordata, Aves, Galliformes, Numididae.
CAGUGCUCUCAGCACUGGUUUGCCUCGCUCCCCUGCUCCAUGGUGCGGUAAUGAGGACCCCUGGGGGCUGUGAUCACCCAGUGCUGGUGCUGCUGCUCUGACUUUCAAACCCGUUUACUUUCUUGGUGUUGGAAGUAAAAUGUUUGGUCUGUAAAUGUAUGCUUUUAUUAGUUGAAUUGUAAUUUUUUUUUUAAUUUUCUAACAGUAGGAAGAUAUGUUAUCCUGUGGUAGCGUCUUGGAAAUGUUGGUCUUUCACAGAGCUGUUUUAUGAAUCUUCAAAUAAACUUUUUUUAAUUUCAAGUGUUUCUAAUUUCUCUUUGGAUUGGUCACUUGCAGUGGUGUCCUAUCACGCACAUUUAGGCGUGUUGCUAGGAAGUUUUGCAGUGCUGACGUGGAGAUGCUUUGUUCCUCUUGAAUUCUGAGGCCUGUUCCAGCCCAUGCAGCCGGGCUCAGGGCUGGGCUGGGUUUCCAGCCCCGGGCUCCCUCCCUGCUUCAGCAGUGCUGGUAGCGCAGCUUCGCUCCUCAGCAGGAGGUGCAGGCACUGCUCCCUGUUGUGGCUUCCAGAGGCAGUGCUGGGUGUGCACGCUCUUGGUUAAAAACACAAGGCUUCCUCUGACAUCAGCAUAGAAACCAGUUUAAAUUUCCUUUUUCUCCCUUUUUUCCCUUCGCUUCUCUUUCUGCUGUGCAUGGGAUCGGUUUCUUGCUGGUGUUCCUGGUUCUGUGGAAGCAGAGCGGCGGGGGCAGCGCCGAUCCCGGGCGGAGCGCGACGGCUUCGUGCGGCAACGGCUGGAGCUGCUGGCCUCGUGUCUCGGAUGGAAACAGCUGCGGCAAAAGCCGAAGCGGUCGAUAAGCGGUAACGAGAGCCACGAGAACCCCGCCCGAGGGCAGCUCCCCCAGGGCUGGGCCGGGCCCGGGCACAAAAGCUGGGAAAUCGAUCCGGCGCCGUGUUAGGGACGGCCUAUGGGAGCGCGGAAGGCUUUCACGAACAGCUCCGUGAGGUUAAUUAGCUACUGCACUUUAUUUGCCGGUGGCCAUUACCCAGAAGAAGAGCCGAGAUGUUGUUCUGAGUUUGAACAAUGGGAUCAUCCUUUGCCAAACCGCCCCGAGGCUGCAAACAACCUUUUGCAGAAUAACGUUUGUACCCGGGACCUGGAAGCGUCGUUCGUGCUCCUCUGGUUGCCGCGGGAGCCCCCUGGCAGCCAGCCCGGAGAUCCGGCGCGGGGAUGGCAGAAGCGGAGCGGUCCCCGCCAGAGCCUGCCCCGGGGGAGGGCUCACACGAGCGGCGGUUCCCUCCCGGGGGGGUCCUGCCGUGCCUCCAUCAGCCGCUGCUUCGCUGCGUGCGAGGAGCGACCCUCGCUGUGUCUGUGCGCGCUGCGCUCCGCUGCGGUGCGGGGAAGCACGGCGUGCUCUGAUGCUCGGGCAGCCAGGAGCGCUGCUGCGGGCGCCGUGCUCCUGUCCCCGUUCUUUGGAGCCGCGCUGCGCUCGGGCUGCCCAGCGGGAUGCGGCCGUGCCCGGCUGCAGGAGCGGGAGGGGGCUGCGCUCCGCCCUGCGGGGGACGAGGUGCUUACACCGGGGAGUAAAGAGCUCGCGGCUCCCCCCGCGCGGCCCCAGCGGGGCUUGGGCCGAAUCCAUUCAGUUUGCGUGUGGCUCCCCGCUACCUUCAAUAGGCUUUGCGUGCGGGCUCUCGCUGGGAUUUACACGCGCUCUAAUGACACGCACAGGGAUUAUUCAAAGCCUUGCCCUAGUCACUCCCGCUAAUUAGCUCGCUAAUUGUUACUAACUGUGGAAAAAAAUGUGGAGAGCGUCUGCAGAUCGCAUUGACCAAGCGCGGCUGCCCGUCACCCCCAGGGACACGCAGGAGCCCCUGGGCGCUGCCCCGGGCCUCGCUCCUGCAGCCCUGCCUGCACCCGGCGUGCGCUGCGGGCCCCGCUGCCUUCCCGAGUGCCGAGCAACUUCCAAUCAGCUUCUGCCCGAGUAAAUUCGAUUUCUACAGCUGCUGUGUGACUGGGGGGGAGCGGAGGGCUCCUGCUGAUGCUCCUGCAGCGGCUGUGGCUGGGAGGCACCGUCAGGGUGGAGAUGUGCUCAUUAAAUCCCGUGUGUUUUUCA